Seminavis robusta is the source of this 1569-nucleotide messenger RNA. Lineage: Eukaryota; Bacillariophyta; Bacillariophyceae; Naviculales; Naviculaceae. The record is from the annotation of a GenBank genome assembly.
AUGAUGAGACGGCGCACUGGAACUGCCGAUGGAGAUAAUAUGUCGUCAUCGUCGCGAUGGCCAAUGAGAAGCGAUCCUGCCAAUACAUGCGACAAUAAGCAGCGCACGACCCUUAUUGAGAAUGUUUCGUUACUCUUUACGGAAUCUUCCCUCGUGGCCACCCCAGUGGCUUUAAUACACCGAUCGUUGGCUGGUUUGGGAGUGGCCGAAGAGGAUCUUCCCACUCCGAUUGCCCUGUUCCGAGUCGUAUUGGCGUUAUUGGCAGUUGUGCUGAUGCUCUGUUACUUCUCAUGGGGACGACAGAAGAGUCGAAAGAGCGACUUGCAGCGAGAGCUUCAAUUGGCGCGUGCCAAAGUCAGAUCGCUGCAAGAUCAAUUGAAGCAGCUCAAGGACGAUGAUGACAAUAACAACAAGAAACAACAACCAUUGGACGACACCACCAAUGGCGACAAGGAAAUUCGAAUCUUUAUGGAUGGAGCCUUUGAUCUUCUCCACUACGGACAUAUGAAUGCGUUCCGAUUGGCCAAAUCGCUCGGGACGACUCUCAUUGUGGGCGUCAAUUCCGAUGAAUCCAUCACCAGGUGCAAGGGAGCACCACCUCUCAUGAGUGACGACGAGCGCAUGACCAUGGUCAAAACGUGCAAAUUCGUCGAUGAAGUGGUGGAAAAUUGUCCUUACGUCAUGAGCCCCGAGUAUUUGGACUGGGUGAUCAAGGAAAAACGCAUUGAUUAUGUCAUUCAUGGAUCCGACCCAUGCUUUACGGUUGAUGGAGAGGAUGUCUACGCCGCCGCCAAGGCAACAGGAAAGUUCCGAAUGAUUCCACGGACCGAAGGAGUCUCCACCAGUGAUAUUCUAGGACGAAUCCUCGUCAUGACACGCGAACAUCAUAUCUAUGAUCAACAAAAACAAAUCACGGCAGACAAGACUGAGGAUGAAAACAACAGCAACAAGGACGAGGAAAAGAGUGCCGAACAGCAAGAGCAACAAGAACAACCACGAUCCAAAUUCUUGACCACGAGUCUAUUGCUCAAGUUGUUCAGUGCUGGAGUAAAGGCUCCCAAGAAGGGCAUGAAGGUCAUUUACAUUGACGGGACCUGGGACCUCUUUCAUCCCGGUCAUGUUGCCAUCUUGAAGGCGGCACGGGAGCGUGGCGACUAUUUGAUUGUUGGAGUGCACGGAGACGCUGUGGUGAAUCGGCUGCGGGGAAUGAACAUGCCCCUUAUGAACCUACACGAACGCGUCUUGAGUGUUCUGGGUUGCCGGUAUGUUGACGAUGUGUUGAUUGACGCUCCCUACGAGAUCACACCCGACAUGGUGGAUCGGCUAAACAUCUCGGAAGUGGUCAAGGGAACCAAGCACGAUGACAUUGGCGUUCGGUACGCUGUCAACAUGUAUGAUUAUCCCAAGAGGGCGGGAAUUCUGACAGAGGUUGAGAGUCCAAGUACAUUCAACAUGGAGCACAUUGUGCAACGCAUACGAAAGAACCAAAAAACGUUUGAGGAAAAGUUUGAUCGCAAGAUCAAAAUGGAAAACGAGUUCUACAAAAACCUUCGCAGCACCUCACAAUGA